AUGCAGAAGGUGUCCGGCAAGGGACAAAACUGCUUCGGCGGCAUCGAGAGCUUCGAGAAGACCACGGGCCUGGCGUACUCAGGAAGCGUGAGCGGCCAGACGCUGCUGCAACAACCAGACCAGGCCCUGACGCGCGACUGUAUCAACCUGUGCAAGCAGCAGGCUCAGUGCCUUUCCUUCUCCCUCAACUACGUAGGAUUCCGCUGUGCCGCCUUUAACCUCAACUCGGCAGGGCGCAGGGACCUGCUGGUCACGACGCCCAGCACCAAUUACUUUGAGAAGAUAUGCUUUCGAGGAGUUCAAAAGGCAACAUUCGACGCUCUCUGCGGUGACCGGCUGUGGGCCUUCGAGCGGGCCAAGGAGGGCCAUCUGGAGGGCUUCGUGGACCGCGAGGAACACAACGUCAAGGACAAAGAGGAGUGCGCCAAGAUGUGCCUCCUCGAGGACAACUUCCCGUGUCGUUCGGCGGACUACGACGAGGUGACCAAGACGUGCCGGAUGAGCCGGGAGGACCGCCGCUCCCAGCCGCAAGCCUUCCGGCAGGUGCCAGGGAACUCCAGAGACUACCUGGAGAACCAGUGCUCCGCCACGGCACCGACGUCUUGUCGGUACGAGACUCGCGUGGGCGUCGGCGUGGUGUCCAUGGACCUCCUGCAGUUCGCCACGGCCGUGGAUGACUGCCAGACGCAGUGCGACCGGGAGACCACGUUCAACUGCCGGGCCUACUCGUACAUGGAGAACCGGUGCUACCUGAGUGGCGACGACACCGUCAGUCUCGGACCGAGCGGGCUGCCACCCAUGACCAACGCUGCCUACGGGGAAAAGAAGUGCAUCACUGAACAAUGUACCCUGGGCGUGUUCACCUACGAGAAGAUGACGGGCUUCGUGAUGAGGUCCGCCGCCCGCACGGCCAUCCCCCUGUCGAGUCCCGGCGCCCUGGGCAACACCCUGGAAUGCCGGCAGUUCUGCCAGAUGGCCGGCCUGGAUUGUCCCUCGUUUAGCGUCAAUUACCAGAACAUGCGCUGCGACAAGCUCGACCGGAAUUCCCAGGGUCGCACCCAGGAGCUCAGUCCUCGGGCCGGAGAGAACUACUUCGAGAAGAUAUGCCUCCGAGGCAACUUCGCGACGGCGUGCCAAGGCAAGGCGUGGGCCUUCGAGCGGGUGCUGGGCCUGGAGUUGGUGCCGACGCUGUACGACAAGUCGUUCGCGCACGUGCAGAGUCGCCGUGACUGCGAGGAGUACUGCCUGAACGAGCAGACGUUCGACUGCCGCUCAGCCGUGUACUUCGACGACACGGCCGAGUGCAGGCUGAGCAGGCACGACCGCAGGACCCAGCCGGACGGCGUGAUCAAGAGCUCCAACCCCAGGAUAAACUACCUCGAGAACCAGUGCCUCGAAGUGUCUCCGACGUGUCCCUACGAGAAGACAGCUGACGCCUACCCCGUCUACACCGACGUUGUCCAGAUGACCGGCAUCAUAUCGGAGCAGUCGUGCGAGUCUUUCUGCACCACGUAUCCCAACUUCAACUGCCGCUCCUUCGCGUACUACCCGAGCAACGGCCAGUGCUUCAUCAGCGGCGAAGAUCGCGUCAGCGCCGGCCCCGCCAGUACCAACUCUCGUCCUGGUAUCCUAUUCUACGAGCGCUCUUGCAAGGAUGGCGUCGGAGGCACCGGCACCACAGACGGCGGAGGCGGUACCACGUCGCCUGGAGGUGGUUCAUCCACAGGCGGUGGUCACUCGCCGACCAACUCGCCCACAUUUCCGACGGCGCAACCGCCGCAGACACCGACACUGUUCCCGCCUACAGCACGCCACUGUAGUGCUGGAGACAAGCUGACAUUCGCAAGGGUGUCUGGCUUCGAGUCGGCCGCCAGACCAGGACCCAUUCUGCUCACGGCACCGGCAGACGGCAUGACCAAGGAGUGCAUCCUGCGCUGCGAACAGAGGGACGACUGCAGGUCAUUCAGCAUCGACUACCGCCGCCACGAGUGCUACAUUGCGACGUACUUCUCGGGCACUUUGCCGGCGCAUUUGAGACCCAGUCCAGGAAAGACGUACUUCGAGGGCAUCUGUGUUCCUGGUAACGCCAUUUGCACUGGCAGGCUCUGGUCCUUCGAGAGGAUGGUGGACCAGGAGCUGCGCGGGGUGAGUCCCAAGGAAGUGACGCGGUUCAUCAGCCUCCACGACUGCGAGCGGCGGUGCUUCGAAGAGCGGCGCUUCCAGUGCAAGGCGGCCAGUUUUGACGUAAACCUCCAGGAGUGUCGCCUCUAUUCGGACGACAGAAACUCUCGCUUCGCCCGUCUCAUCUACGGCAGGGGUGUCUACUACUUGGAGAACCAAUGUGUAGUCAACACAGCUUCAUGCCCGUAUGCCCCCAUCCAGCGAGACGUCUACAUGACCCACAUCACUCGCGUGGUCCACGGCGUCAGCUCCACCUUUCAAUGCGAGAUGGAAUGCAACCGCGAGCCAGACUUCAACUGCCGCUCCUACACUUACGUGGAACAUGGCACCCUAGGUCCUCCGCAGUGCCUACUGUCCGCCGACAGCCGCCAGAGCGUCUCGCCUAUCGUUCUGGAGUACCGGAGUCGCGCCCUCUACGCAGAGAAGGACUGUCACCUGGAUGACGACGGCAGGAAUAACAACAAUGGUGUCGUGGUGGGAACCUCACAUCCACCCGCGUAUCCACAGCCGUAUCCACCGACGCAUCAACAGCCACAGCCACACCCACCGCCGCCACCGCCGCCGCCAGGAACCACGUCAUAUCCGUCGCAGAAACCUGCCCCUUAUCCGGGUCACAGCCCCUAUCCGCCGCCGAGGUACUGUUCGUAUGACCAGUACACUUAUGAGAAGACCAUCGGCCAUGACAUGAGGUAUGCUCCGAGAGAGCGCAUUCCAACGCGCUCCGCCGUCGGCGUCGUCAGGGACGCUUACGGAGACUGCCAGCGGCUAGGGGACCGGUGCCGUGCCUUCACCAUCGAGUACGGCAACUUCCAGACUGCCUUUUGGCUCUCCGCGGCGGCCGAAGACAACCGGCAAGCCUUGACGGCCAACCCGGUCGUGGCUUACUUUGAGAAGAUCUGCCUGCAAGAGCGUACCUGCGGCAAGAUGUGGUCAUUCGAGCGCCUGAUGAACCACGCCAUGAGGGGCGACGCGGACCGUGAGAUCCCGGGCACCCAGAGGCGGGCUCAGUGCCAGGAUCUCUGCUUGCGGGAGCGUGGCUUCGUGUGCCGCUCGGCCACCUACCAGCAGUCGCGGCUGCUCUGCCGCCUUUUCAGCGAGAACAGGCGCACCAGGGCUUCCCUCUUCGGCAAGACCAGCGAGGACAUUGACUACCUCGAGAACAUGUGCGCCCCCGAGCCCUCAACGUGCCAAUACAAGGAGAAUGUGGAUCGCUUCCUGCCGAUCAUCGACCGACUAGGCCACGCGUACAGCCUCGCCGAGUGCCAGCGGCAGUGCGACCUGGAGCGGCAGUUCAACUGCAGGGCCGUCAACUUCGAGACGGUGCACCGGGACUGCGCCCUGAGCAGCGAGGACACGCAAAUCACGCCCCUGGGCACAGCUGCCAUGAUCUACCGGAGGUACUCCGUGUACAGCGAGAAGGGCACCUGCGAACAAGUGAGCGUGCAGUGCAACCAGCAAGACAUGCUGUUGGCCAUGAACUUCGACACUCCGUUUCACGGUCGGGUGUACGCCAAGGGAAACCCGGCCCAGUGCUUCGUCGUUGGAAACGGACAAAACACGCUGCAAUUUGCGGUGUCCCUGGGCACGCGUUGUGGAACCCUGCAGGAGGGUGACGGCCGCUACGCGAACGAGGUGGUCGUUCAGCAGCACCCGAUCAUCAUGACGGACACGGAUCGCAACAUCCGCGUCGUCUGCUCCUUCGAGGCCGGCGACCGGACAGUUACCUUGGCGUCCACGUUCGCCAGGAACGGAGCUUACAGCGGUCUGGACGUGACGACUCGACAUCAGCCCACCAUCACGUCGGUCGUGACCAACACGGCACCGCCUCCGAACGUGGUGAUGCGGAUCUUGGAUCCUUCGGGACGGGACGCCGGCGUCGUGGGCCUCGGAGACGAACUGACCCUCAAGAUCGAAAUACAGGAGCCAGGAAGUGCCUUCGCCAUUUUUGCGCGGAACCUGUACGCACGGAGCUCCAACGGGGAAUCCCUUUUUCUCAUUGACAGCAACGGUUGUCCGGUGGAUUCCAGUAUCUUUCCACCAUUGAGACCAGACUACAGGAAUCCCGGGGCACUAGUCGCCAACUUCAAGGCAUUCCGCUUUCCAUCGUCUGGAAUGGUCAACUUUGAGGUUCAAAUAAGGUUCUGUCAGGACCGAUGCGAUCCGGUUCGAUGCCAGAGCGGCGGCGACUCCUUCGGCCGAAGAAGGCGUGACGUGUCUUGGACGUUACCCAGGUCUUUAUCACCCAAUCAAACAUCCCCACUUUACGUAACCGCGCACCGACCAACGAUUGUCAUCAGACCGUACCCUCUCCCUAGCUCUACUCCUGAACUGUCACAGACAACUACCGAACCACCUCCCACAACGCCAGAUGUAACCGAGUCUACGAGUGCACUGGACAACAACGCUACUGAUGUCAGCCAGGACACCAACAUUACCACUGCAAGUGAAGAUGAGGCUGAGGUGACCGCCGUUACAGAAACGGGUGAUCUGCCCAACUCCACGGACAUCCCAAUUCCUCAAGGCUCAGACCUUGAAAACACCACCUCCUCAGGAGAGGAACAGACUCAUUCUAGCGCGAUGCCAACCACUACCCUCAUCCCAGAUGUGAAUCAAACGGACCCAGAUUCAGCGGCUGUGGAGGAAACAGAUCCACCCAUCAUGUUCCGAAAACAAGAAAUGUACUCUCCUGACGAAUUCAAACCCAAUUCGAGUGAAUUCCAACCCGAUGGCCAGGAACAAGUGUCGUCAACAGUUGUCUUCAGGAGUCCAACCUCUAUGGACCAGCAGGAAUCUCCUCCACCUGUCCAGCAACACACAACGUCACAACCUCCCGACUUUACGUCGCAGCCUUUCGGAGGGUAUGGAAUGGGUUACGGUCGCCAUUACCAGCAAGGAAACAACGGGGAAUAUAUGCAGAACGAGCGGGAUUUCGCACCAUUUUCAAAUUCCCCGAUGGCUGGUCCGUAUAUAAACCGCCAAGGCGGGCGCCGCGACCCCAGAUUCUUUCAAGGACCACCGCAUAGUUCGUACGGUCAUGAUUCAAGGCACAACCUUGAGAAUCCUAAUUUUCCACCGGAAACAAACAAGAGGAAUCAGGUUCACUUCCAGGUGGAAGGAGUCUCGGCCACAAAGCCGGAUGAAAGCAUUCGCGGAGAGCAAGUGCGCAGACAGGGGCCACUACAUAAUGGCGUCCCUCAAGUCAACGAUGACCAGUAUCUUGAUCCUUAUCGAAAUGGGCAGCGUCCCUCGUUGGAUGCACAGCGUCAUGGGCAGUACGUGAACGAUCAAGCGAGACGAUACUACAAACCCAACGGCUUCGAAAGAGAGCCUGAAGGUCACCGUCCUCAAAGUCAUCCACAAAACAAGAAUUGGGUGGAAGAGGCAGCGGCCGGAAGAGGCUCUCAAGCCAGUCCUGGCUCGAACGAGACAGAGCAGCCAGGUAGCAUAGCCGGCGAACGCUUCCAGCAGUUCAACACAAAUGACUCUGACAGAGAAAGACAUUUUCCGCCGCCGAUGCUGCAAGAAAUAGUGGCCACGACCGAAAAGCCAUACCCGGAGGAGGUGCCUUUGUCCCUGGCCAUUAUGGUUGGCGAAGGCAAUGGCAUCAAGGUCGACAAAGGCUGGGCCAGGAACGCUGGAAGUUACCAUCCUCCUCGGAGUCGAAAACGAGAACCCACAGUAACACCGCGGGCGGUGGAAGAAGACCCAGGCUGCGACCCCCAGAACACCAUCAUCAUCACGGCCCUGGUUGUGUCGGCCAUUCACGUGGGCCUGAUGCUGGGCGGCUUCUUCUGCUUCCGCUGGCAGCGCCGGUCCGUCAAGCGGAAGCAGCUCAUCGCUUCCGUCAUGGGUGACUUCCGGUUGCCUUCCUCCGCUGGCGUCAUCACUUCCGCCGUCACGCCCACGCCCAUGGCGGCGGCGGUGCGGAACGCGGGAAGACCUGUUGUCUACGGCAAGGCGGACAUGUCUUUUCGCCAGAUGUACAGUGAUUUCGAGACACCGCCCUAACGGGGCUGGUGGGCCUAAGGCGAGUGUUGUCGAGUGCCCUAGUGACAAUGAGGAUAAAAAGCCGCCUCGGCCUAUGCAGGGGGAACUCGGAGAUGUAGAAUUUCGUAACUGAACAACUUCAUAGAAGGAUUUACGGAACUUAAGCUCACCCCCUGCAGAACACAAGAAAAAAGGCAUUUCUGGAAAUCGAGGUUUUUAA
Ixodes scapularis (black-legged tick) is the source of this 6388-nucleotide messenger RNA. RefSeq lists its product as uncharacterized. Lineage: Eukaryota; Metazoa; Arthropoda; Arachnida; Ixodida; Ixodidae. The record is from RefSeq and is a predicted model, not a curated record. The transcript has 21 exons. Bases 1 to 6189 code for a protein of 2062 amino acids.